AUGGCCAAUGGCACACUUUUUAUGCCAUCAUUACUUUUGCUGAUUGGGAUACCUGGCCUGGAGGCUGUGCAGUGCUGGAUUGGAAUUCCAUUCUGUGCCAUGUAUGUCAUUGCCAUGGUCGGAAAUUACCUGCUCCUGUGGAUCAUCCUAUCUGAGAGCAGCCUCCACAAGCCCAUGUAUCUCUUCCUGGCCAUGCUAGGGUUCACUGAUAUUGCCCUCAGCACUUGCAUCCUGCCCAAGAUGCUGGGCAUCUUCUGGUUUAAUCUGAAGGAGAUCCACUUUGAGGCCUGUCUCCUGCAGAUGUGGCUCAUCCACACAUUUCAGUGUAUAGAGUCAGGCAUCUUAUUGGCCAUGGCACUGGACAGAUAUGUGGCCAUCUGUGAGCCCCUGAGACACACUACUAUUUUCACCCCACAACUUCUCACUCAGAUUGGGGUUGGGGUGACAUUAAGGGCUGCUAUCCUGGUGGCCCCAUCCCUUGUGCUCAUCAAGUGCCGUCUGAAACACUACCGAACCACAGUCAUCUCUCACACCUAUUGUGAGCACAUGGCCAUUGUAAAGCUAGCUGCUGAUGACACCUGGGUCAACAAAGCCUAUGGUUUGUUUGUGGCCUUUACCAUCCUAGGCUUUGACAUCAUCUUCAUUACUCUGUCCUACAUUCUGAUCUUCAUUGCAGUGUUCCGCCUACCACAGAAAGAGGCUCGGCUCAAAGCCUUCAACACCUGCAUUGCCCACAUCUUUGUAUUUCUUGAAUUCUAUCUCCUUGCUUUUUUCUCUUUUUUCACUCAUAGGUUUGGGUUCCAUAUCCCCCGCUAUGUCCACAUCCUUCUCUCUAACCUGUAUCUGUUAGUCCCACCUCUCCUCAACCCCAUUGUCUAUGGAGUAAAGACCAAGGAAAUUAGAAAUCGCAUCAUCAAAAUGCUGCACCACUAG
Trichosurus vulpecula (common brushtail) is the source of this 933-nucleotide messenger RNA. RefSeq names its product olfactory receptor 52A5-like. Gene Ontology annotation, biological process: G protein-coupled receptor signaling pathway. NCBI's taxonomy places the organism in Eukaryota, Metazoa, Chordata, Mammalia, Diprotodontia, Phalangeridae. Gene Ontology annotation, molecular function: G protein-coupled receptor activity; olfactory receptor activity. The coding region runs from base 1 to 933 and encodes 310 amino acids. The record is from RefSeq and is a predicted model, not a curated record. The transcript has a single exon. Gene Ontology annotation, cellular component: membrane.